This is a messenger RNA of Ziziphus jujuba (common jujube), 4076 nucleotides long. Its product is annotated as DNA (cytosine-5)-methyltransferase CMT2. Gene Ontology annotation, cellular component: nucleus. The record is from RefSeq and is a predicted model, not a curated record. The transcript is spliced from 23 exons. Lineage: Eukaryota; Viridiplantae; Streptophyta; Magnoliopsida; Rosales; Rhamnaceae. The coding region runs from base 292 to 3972 and encodes 1226 amino acids. Gene Ontology annotation, molecular function: methyltransferase activity; chromatin binding.
CGGUGCCGCGUAGAACUCAAAAAAUGUUAAGUGCUGCUCCAUCCAAUCAAAUCCCUUCCAGCCCUAAAAUUCGAAAAAAAAGAAAAAAAAGAAAAAAAAAGCGGACUCCGCUGCCACGUCAGUAUAAGAAAAGCCUGUUUUUCCUCGUGAUACUUCGAAAAUAGUCAGAGAAGAGUGAGCAUCAUUUUUAUUUUUCACUUUUUACCCAUUUUGGUUUCGGUUUUGGAUUCUGGAUUCGGAUUCCCCCUCGUGCCGUCACUGUCGUUCUCCGAAAUUGAAAACUAGAUCUCAAUGACACCUCCUCCAACAUCCGAAUCCAAAUCCGAAUCCGUCGGAUCCAAAUCCGAAUCCCUGAUAGUUAUCGGAGAGGAGGAGGAGGAGGAUAUAGCGGAUGAGGAAGAUCGACCAAAGCCAUUGAACAUGUACCACCCGAAUUCGUCGGCGGACAAGAUUUCGUUGAGGAAGUCCCCGAGGUUGAAUCCGAUUCCUAAAGAGCUUAAACCGAGAAAUGUAGCUAGAAAAUGGCGUUAUGUGGGUCCCGAGAUGCGUCAGAGGAGGUCGCCGAGACUAUCUACGGGCGCAAAUGGCAAUGCAGAGACGAGUCAGCGUGAAUUGGCCGAUUCUCCAGCUAAGAAGUUGAAAAUGAAUUCUCCGGCGAUGAAUUCCGGCGUUGAGUUCGCCAGGAAGUCUACCAGAUUCGCGUCGCCUGUGGUUGUUGUGUCUGGAGGUCAUGCAAUUGGCAAUGCCGUGACCAUUUUGAGUGAGUUGGCCGAUUCUGCGGCCAAGAGGGAAACUAAGAGAGUUAAGAUGGAGUAUGGAAAUUGUGGUUGGAGAGAUGUCGCCGCUGAGUUUGUGAGGAGGUCUCCGAGAUUCUCGACGUCUGUGAUUGCGGCUGAUAUUGGGAAAUCCAUGUCCGACUUCGUUAGGGUUCGCAGUCAAAAGUCCAAGAGUCAAAACUUGAAACCAAAUUUGCGUAUUUACCAUUACAGUGGUAAGGAAGAAGAAAAAGAUUCAACUUUGGAAUGCUUCGAAGAGGAAUGCCGAAGGAGGUCUCCCGGACCGACCUUGACUCAAUCUGGAAUUGAUAGUGGCUUUUCAAAAGCUUCCAUGCAGAAGAUCUCAAUGAAAAAAGUUGUAUCACCUAAGAAUGGCUCUGUCGAACCCUUGUCCUCAAAAUCAUUAAAUCUGACAACUAUUUCAAUAAAAAAAAGGGAAAAGCAUCCUUUACCAAGAGAACUGACAUUGAAUGGAAAUUGUGAUACUGUACCAAUGCUGUUAAAAUGUUAUGAAACCCAGUUCUUUGGUGAGAAACAAGUGAGAAGGUCCCCAAGGUUGGUGUCAGCAACUAAAAAUGGUGUUGGUGAAGAUGUGAAAAUGGAUAUGGAAACACUGGAUGAAACUUCCACCAGAUCUACUGGAUGUUCCUCCUCUUUGGCCAUAGCUGAAAGAAUCAGAACUAACUCCAACGGGGAACACUUGCAGUGUCCAAGAGGAGUGACUGAUGCUGAAAAUGUUAUACCCAAGUGUACUUCGGCUAAUUUGCUUGAGUCAUAUGAAAAGCAGCAUCCAGAGAAAAUUAGAACACAGAUAUCUUCAAAGAACAAACAGAAGAGUGGAGAUUGCACCUUCUUCAUUGGAGAUCCAGUUCCCAAUGAGGAAGCUCAAGAAAGGUGGCGUUGGCGUUAUGAAUUGAAGAGUAAAAGACCAAACGCUCAAACCUUGAAGUUAAAUGAUGAUGAUGAAGAUGAGGUAGUUCUAGAUGUGGAAUGCCAUUUUGCUCAAGCUAAAAUUCAUAAUAACAUUUUUAGUCUUGGAGAUUGUGCAUAUAUACAGGGUGAUGAGAAACAAAAGCAUGUUGGCAGAAUCAUAGAAUUUUUCAGAACAACCAGUGGAGAAGAAUAUUUCAGGGUCCAGUGGUUUUAUAGAGUAGAGGAUACAAUCAUCAAAGAAGAGGGUGCUUUUCAUGAUAAGAGACGGUUAUUCUAUUCUACCGUAAUGAAUGACAAUUUAAUAGAUUGCAUCAUUUCAAAAGUUAAUGUUUCACAGUUAUCACCUAGGGUAGGUGUAAAAUUAAACUCUAUUUCUCCAUCUGAUUUCUAUUAUGAUAUGGAAUACUGUGUCGAUUAUUCAACAUUUCGUUCCUUGGUGAUGGAUGACUCUAGAUAUAAUCAUUACAUGGCAACUCCAAGUGGAAUUGAGACAGUCACUACAACAGGCACAUCACCUUCUUUGAAAAAUAAGGCUGCUACCAAAAAUUACACUGAAGAAUUAGCGCUUUUAGAUCUGUAUUGUGGUUGUGGUGGCAUGUCAACUGGAUUGUGUCUUGGUGCCAAACUUUCUAGUGUUAAUCUAGUGACAAGAUGGGCCCUUGAUAGCGAUGAGUCUGCGUGUGAGAGCUUAAAGUUAAAUCAUCCACGGACACAUGUCAGGAAUGAAGCUGCCGAGGACUUUCUAGAACUAUUGAGGGAAUGGGAAAAACUGUGCAAACGUUACAAGUUAAAUGAUGUUGAGAGGACAUGUCUAUCACGAUCAGAAACAUCAGCAUUAGCUGAAAAGGAAGAUAAGGUUUUUACUCGGGAAUUUGAAGUUUCAAGACUAGUUGAUAUUUGUUAUGGUGACCCCAAUAAGACCGGCAAGCGUGGACUAAAUUUUAAGGUGCACUGGAAGGGUUAUAGUAGCAGUGAAGAUACAUGGGAGCCAGUUGAAGGGUUAAGAAAUUGCCAAGAAAGGUUACGAGAGUUUGUAAGAAAUGGGAUGAAAUUGAAGAUCUUGCCACUUCCAGGUAGUGCUGAUGUUAUCUGCGGGGGUCCUCCUUGCCAAGGAAUUAGUGGCUACAAUCGCUUUAGAAACAUUGAUUCCCCUUUAGAGGAUGAAAGAAAUCGACAGAUAAUAGUCUUCAUGGACAUUGUAAAGUUUUUGAAGCCAAGGUAUGUGUUGAUGGAAAAUGUGCCUGACAUUUUGAGAUUUGAUAAGGCUUCCCUUGGAAGAUAUGCCAUAAGUCGUUUGGUGCAUAUGAAGUACCAAGCAAGACUUGGAAUGAUUGCUGCUGGCUGUUAUGGCCUUCCACAAUUCCGGUUACGUGUUUUCUUGUGGGGUGCUCAUCAUAGUGAGAAUCUACCCCAAUUUCCACUUCCUACACAUGAUGUAGUUGUUAGAUACUGGCCUCCAGCUGAGUUUGAGCGCAACACCGUUGCUUAUGAUGAAGACCAGCCGCGUGAACUGGAAAAUGCUGUAGUUCUUCAAGAUGCCAUCUCUGAGCUUCCAGCUGUUACAAAUGAUGAAACACGUGAAGAAAUGCCAUACCAAAAUCCUCCAGAAACAGAAUUUCAAAGAUUUAUAAGGUCGACAAAAUUCGAGAUGACUGGUUCUGCUGUAGAUGGCACAAAAGAAGCAGAAUUUUUACUGUAUGAUCAUCGAGCUUAUCAAUUGAAUGUUGAUGACUUUUUAAGAGUUUGUCAAAUCCCAAAAAGAAAGGGAGCAAAUUUCAGGGACCUCCCUGGUGUUAUUGUAGGAGGUGAUAAUGUCGCUAGGCGGGAUCCAUAUAAUAAUGCAUUAUUGCCAUCUGGAAAGUCAUUGGUACCAGAUUUUGCCUUCACUUUUGAGCAAGGAAAGUCUAAGAGACCGUAUGCAAGGUUAUGGUGGGAUGAGACAGUGCCCACCGUAGUGACAGUACCAAAUUGUCAUAAUCAGACAGCAUUACAUCCAGAUCAGGACCGAAUUCUAACAAUACGAGAAUAUGCAAGGUUGCAAGGGUUUCCUGAUUAUUAUAGAUUCUGUGGAACGAUUAAACAAAGGUACUGUCAGCUCGGAAAUGCGGUGGCGGUUCCAGUUGCCCGAGCAUUAGGUUAUGCCUUGGGAUUGGCAAUUCAGAAGCGCAGUGGCAAUGAACCUCUCAUGACUCUCCCCUCUAAGUUUUCUCAUUCAAAUUAUUUCCAAUUGGAAAAGGUUUUGUCUCAAGAGACUGACCAGUAGUUUUAGGCCGCAUCAACUUUAAUUUUAGCCCUAGGUCAGAAAAACUGUUGGCCUCUUUAAUUAAAUGACUAUUUUUUUAUAUUUAAAUAAUAUUAAUUACUGCA